CCGCCGCGGGCGGCCCUCCUGCGACCCAGGAGCCCACAGGCCAGAGCGCUUUUUUUCCCCCUUUGCCGCCGCGCGCCGCCGCCUCUGGCCAUCGCAGCUGCUCACGAGGCUCCCGAGCGCCCCCGCCCCAACGAGCGCGAGGCGAGCCAGGGAAAGGAGCCUUCAAAAGCACCACCCCCGGCCAGCCGAGGAGAGCGCGCGGAGUCAGACAUGGCAUCAACUGUUACCUUCACCUCAGUUAGCACCCAGGCAGGGCUGAUCCAAAAGCCAAGGAACACCAGUGUCACUAGCUACUCUGGUUUAAAGGCAUCACCAUCAUCUGUUAGCUUUGGAUCGGAGUCGUCAUUCCUGGGCAGGAAUGCAUCCCUCCGGGCAUCUGUCGCUCCAAGGAUUGUGCCGAAAGCGGCAUCUGGAUCUCAGAUAUCUCCCCAGGCAUCUUACAAAGUGGCCGUACUUGGUGCUGCCGGUGGGAUUGGGCAACCCCUAGGCCUUUUGAUCAAGAUGUCUCCUCUCGUGUCAGAGCUGCAUCUGUAUGAUAUUGCAAAUGUUAAGGGUGUUGCUGCGGAUCUUAGCCAUUGCAACACACCUGCUCAGGUUCUGGACUUCACUGGCCCCUCGGAAUUGGCAAACUGCUUGAAAGGUGUGGAUGUUGUUGUCAUCCCUGCCGGAGUUCCAAGGAAGCCGGGCAUGACUCGUGAUGACCUCUUUAACAUCAAUGCAAGCAUAGUGAAGUCACUUGUUGAGGCUGUUGCAGACAAUUGCCCAGAUGCGUUCAUCCAUAUCAUCAGCAACCCGGUGAACUCCACAGUGCCAAUCGCUGCUGAGGUUCUGAAGCAGAAGGGUGUCUACAACCCCAAGAAGCUUUUUGGAGUUACCACCCUGGAUGUUGUCAGGGCCAACACAUUUGUGGCGCAGAAGAAGAAUCUCAAGCUCAUUGAUGUUGAUGUCCCAGUUGUCGGUGGCCAUGCUGGAAUCACAAUUCUUCCAUUAUUGUCGAAGACCAGGCCAUCUGUCACCUUCACAGACGAGGAAACUGUGGAGCUGACAAAGAGGAUACAGAAUGCUGGGACAGAGGUGGUGGAGGCCAAGGCUGGUACAGGGUCUGCUACCCUGUCCAUGGCCUACGCUGCUGCCAGAUUUGUCGAGUCGUCUCUCCGUGCACUGGCUGGUGAUCCAGAUGUCUAUGAGUGCACAUUCAUCCAGUCCGAGGUUAAUGAUCUGCCAUUCUUUGCAUCAAGAGUCAAGCUCGGGAAGAAUGGUGUUGAAUCUGUUGUUUCUGCUGACCUCGAGGGAGUGACUGAGUACGAGGCCAAGGCGCUUGAGGCGCUGAAGGCUGAGCUGAAGGGAAGCAUUGAGAAGGGCAUUGCGUUUGCGAACAAACAGCAGGAAGCUGCCGCAUCUGUUUGAAGUGGGUGAAAUAAAAAUCCACAAGAAGAGAAUAAAGGGAUAAUGAUCCUGAAUCCAUAAUGGCUUUUAGUUUUGCAGCCUAGAAUUUUUUGUGUCGACAGUAGGAAGAUGCUCCAGAUGAGCUACAAUUGUGGCUGUCGUUAGCUUCUAAUGAUUAUAUGUAGAUGGGGGCCGGAUGCCCCCCAAGCUAUCUGUUUCCGAACCAGGGCUUGUUUAACACAACCCAUAAAUUUUGCUCCUUUUCUAUUGUGGUUGUGUGAUGUCUGUAGCUUGUUGGAGUUUACAAACUACCAGGCAGCUAAUAAAGCAUUUUUACGAAAGAGAUUUGUACCGAAGACA
Panicum hallii is the source of this 1746-nucleotide messenger RNA. Its product is annotated as malate dehydrogenase, chloroplastic. The transcript has 2 exons. Gene Ontology annotation, cellular component: mitochondrion; cytoplasm. The coding region runs from base 211 to 1407 and encodes 398 amino acids. Gene Ontology annotation, biological process: malate metabolic process; tricarboxylic acid cycle. NCBI's taxonomy places the organism in Eukaryota, Viridiplantae, Streptophyta, Magnoliopsida, Poales, Poaceae. The record is from RefSeq and is a predicted model, not a curated record. Gene Ontology annotation, molecular function: L-malate dehydrogenase (NAD+) activity.